UGCUGAUACCAUCAGAAAAUUUUCGUGCUCCCUUCAAUCGCUUUGCCCCAUCUUUUGCUAACAAGGAUCAAGUACAUCAUUGUCUCCAAACUCUCUAUAGUGUCGAACUCAAUUGUGAGUCUCGUGCUAUUGAUUCGUGUUGCGACGCCAGCAUGAGUGAUCAGUGCGGAUCGCCGAGUCCGUGUUGCGCGUGGUGACUUGGCGGCGGGUCCAGAAGACCUUCUCCGACUCCCCGGGAUCAUGGCUGUGCUGCUGCGCAACGUGACCAACAGCAUCUGGCACGCUUUCGGCGCCCUGCACCAGGAGCAGGAUGGCCUGGUGAACAAGACGAAGCUGAAGGUGCUGACGGCAAAUCUCGCAACUCUGCUCGACUUAUAUGGGGUGGAAAGGGGCCUGGAUCACUUUCGGUCGACGGCCACACUCAAUUUUGAGCAUUUCAAGUUCUACCUGGCCCAGGAGGUGUUCUCCUGCCUGCCCAACACACUCACACUCGCCGAGCUGAGGAGUCACGAGGCCAAAAUUGAUGAGAUUUGCUGGCUAGUGUGUCGACAAAAGUAUACAAGUCAGCGGGAGAGUAGCAUUUAUCCCGAGCAAUCAGUCUAUAAACUCUUCCGAAUCUUCUGUAUGUUCAGCGAUCUCGUGGUACGAACUGAUGGCAACUGCCAAGUGCUGAUGCACUCUUCAGAAGCCAUCCAGAUUGUCCAGCAGCUACUGAACAUGCUGGGCCUUGACUACGAAGCAGAGAAGAAGUACGAAUACCUCGUGAACUCAGAUCUCACGUAUCGCUUUGAGCAAUUCCUCUCACUUGUCGAGUUCAGGGAAGUGCGCGAGGGCACUUUCGAGUGCAUCGAAUCCCUGUACGAGGCAGUGGAUGAGAUCUUCCAGAUCUACAUCAAGGACAUCAUCAAGAAAGGUUACCUGUACCGUCGCGGCUACUUACUGCCCACACUCCGCGAAUACUGGUUCGUAUUGCAGCCCUGUGAGUUGUCGUACUACAAGACGCCUCAUCUCAAGGAGCUAUGCGGCAGCAUCUGCCUUGAUUCCAACUGCAUGGUGAAGCCCUUCAUGUCACCCUCUGGGAAGCAUGACAAGGUGCAGCGCUUCAUAAUCACGUCCGGGGAGAGAAAUUUUGAGCUCGCGGCUCACGAUCAUCGCUCCCGAAUGCAGUGGAUUGCGGCUCUUCAGCUGGCCAUCACGUAUUCGGCUGGCAAGGAGGGCUUCCAGAGGGAUCUCACGACCAGGCGACGGCAGCAGCGGGAGGCCACGAAGCAGAAGCGUCGCGAGGAGGAGCUGGAGCGCAGCACUCACAUCCAAGAAGUGGAGGAAGCCAAAGUGCAGUUGGCGCGUGAGAAGAUGGCACGAGUGGCGGCGGAGACACAAGCCAAAGAACUGGAAGCGAUCGCGCGGGAGGAUUCUCGUCGAGUGGCCGAACUGGAGGACAUGAAGCAGACCCUGGAGAAAUUGCUCAUGGAAGAGACACAGGCAAAGAGAGACGAAGAAAUUGUUCGUGCACUCCAGGCGCGUGUGCUCUCGGAUGAGUGGGAAAAACGUGCAGAGCUGGAGCAACUGCAGGAGGAGCAGCGUGUUCUCCUGGAGCAGGAGCGCCAGAAGAGAAUGGAGUUUGAAAAGCUUCAGAAGGAGAAGGAGCAACAGCUUAAGGAAGCUGAGAAACGACUCAAAGAACUCGAGGAUGAACGACUGAAGCUGGACAACGAGCUGACUGUGUCCCGAUGCAAAAUCAAACAAUCAGAAGAGGCGAAGGAAGUCCUGGAGACAAGACUCCAGACCAUUCAGCCACCAUCUCGGGAGGGCAGUCGCGUCCGGCGAGCUCUAUCAUUCAUGCCAUCCACUCGUGAGCGACCCACCACGAAUGCAGAUGCAGAGAAGAGAUCAUCGAACAUCAGGCGGGAGAAAAUCAUUUCAACCAAAUUUAACCACUAGCGUCUUUGUAAAAAUUAACCAAUAAACUAACUCACCACUGCCAGGAAUGCUCCUGCUGGUAUUCAGACACAAA
Messenger RNA from Phlebotomus argentipes, 2014 nucleotides. RefSeq names its product differentially expressed in FDCP 6-like. The transcript has 4 exons. Gene Ontology annotation, cellular component: cytoplasm; nucleus. NCBI's taxonomy places the organism in Eukaryota, Metazoa, Arthropoda, Insecta, Diptera, Psychodidae. Bases 241 to 1941 code for a protein of 566 amino acids. The record is from RefSeq and is a predicted model, not a curated record.